Mya arenaria is the source of this 1149-nucleotide messenger RNA. RefSeq names its product acetylcholine receptor subunit delta-like. Gene Ontology annotation, cellular component: membrane; synapse; neuron projection. The record is from RefSeq and is a predicted model, not a curated record. Gene Ontology annotation, biological process: monoatomic ion transmembrane transport; nervous system process; regulation of membrane potential. Lineage: Eukaryota; Metazoa; Mollusca; Bivalvia; Myida; Myidae. The coding region runs from base 1 to 1149 and encodes 382 amino acids. Gene Ontology annotation, molecular function: extracellular ligand-gated monoatomic ion channel activity; neurotransmitter receptor activity; transmembrane signaling receptor activity. The transcript has a single exon.
AUGAAUCACAUUGAUACCGUACAUGUGUCAAUUGAACCAUUCCUAUCAAGUAUAAAUAGCUUGGACGAAAUUUCGGGAGAAAUGAUUAUAACUCUCAUGCUGAAUAUGACAUGGAAAGAAGAGCGAAUGACUUGGGUCCCGGCUGAGUAUGACAAUAUGUCCUCAUUGGUGAUGGAGAGCGAAGAUUUAUGGAAACCCAAGUUGUAUCUACGUCAGUCUGCGUUCAAUGUAGAACAAAUUGGAGAAAUGAAUAACAACCUGAAAGUAGUUCAUAAUGGUGAUGUGAUAUGGAGUACCGGAAACGUUAUUAGAUUCAUAUGUCCAGUUGAUGCCACGUACUUUCCAUAUGAUAAUCAAACCUGCGAGUUGAGUUUUUCAAGCCUUUCGCAUUCUGCAAAGGAAAUGACAUUGAAUGCCAGGUCAGAGGAAGUCAACAUAUCAUUCUACAGCAUCAACAGUCAAUGGGAAUUCACAAACGGACCAGUGCAUAUUUCAAAUGCCAUUAUCUUUAAUAUUGACCUAAAAAUAAAACGGAAAAGCGGGUUUCUAACGGUCUACAUCAUAAUCCCAUUGGUAUUUCUUGGAUGUAUAAACGGCUUUGUGUUCCUCAUGCCAGCAAGUAGCGGUGAAAGAACCUCGGUAGCAAUUACUGUGUUCUUAUCUUUUGUUGUCUACAUGCAAGUGAUUCAUAACCAAGUUCCACAGAGCUCCGCUCCCGUGCCGUAUAUAUUCUACUACAUCUUAACUCAGAUGAUCUACAGUGUGCUCGUGUUGUUUCUUUGUAUCAUAUCUCUACGCGUACACAGCCACACUGACGAAGUUCCGAAAGGGUUGAAAAUACUUGUAUCUGUACUUAGAUGUCGUUGCAAAACGUUUGCCGGAAAAAAGUGCAUCAAACAAACAGCGGAAACAAAACCUGGUAGCGCUCUAGUGAAGGUUGGCCUCGAGGAAAAUGCAAGGGAAACAUUAUCAGACUUUGAAUUAGAAACAACAGACGGAUACAAAAGAAAAGAAAUUACAUGGAAAGUAGUCGGUGAUACAUAUGAUAUUUUCUGUUCUGUGAUAAUGUCUGGUGCAUUCUGGACCUUCUCUGGUGUGUCAAUUAUGCAGAUGUAUCUAAACAUUGGCUUAAUAAGUGAACCUCUAUGA